CUUUUUGAAAAAAAAAAAAAAAACCAAUAUGAAUAUUACAUUAGCAGAAAUUGUAUCAAAAAUUAAAGCUCAAGGAAAUAAACCUGAUAUUUCAUUUUUAAAAGAUAAUCCAGAAGCGCAAUUAAUGCUUCUUUUAGCUCUUUUAUCUAAUAAUAAUAAUAAUAAUCAAUCUACAAAUGACAAUUCCCAAAACAAUGAUCAAACUCCAACUUCUUCUUCUUCAGCUUCAAGUCUUCCCUCAGAUUUUAGUUCAAAUAUGGAUCCGGCAAAUGCUUCUACAAUGAAACAUGACGAUUUAGGACUUAAAAGAAAAAUGAAUAAUAGUUCAUCAAAAAAAGUAGGCAGGAAACCAGUAACAAGUGAAGAUGAAGAUUCAGAUGAUCCAAAAUCAAAAAGAAAAGCACAAAAUCGAGCUGCACAAAGAGCAUUCAGAGAAAGAAAAGAGAAUCACAUUCGACUCUUGGAAGAAAGAGUAAAGGAAUUAGAAAAACAAAAUUUGAAUAAAAAUGUUGAUCUAUUGUUAGAAAAUAAACAAUUAAAGGAAAUGAUUGCACGUUUACAGAAUGAAAAUGCUGCUUUGCUUAACUCAGCGAUCGUUUCUUCAUUUGAUUUCCCGUUAUCGUCUGUAUCCAUAGAUUCAGAAGAAAGACCACAAAAGAUUAUUCGUUCCGCUAAUGAUGCGAAUACUUUACCUGUUAAUCAUUUAGAAUCUCCAGUUAGUAGUGAGCAAUCAAUAUCAUCCAAGAGUCAAUUAAACACACCAGAGACACAAUAUCAGUUAUCGAUUGAUGAUAUCUUGGGUAUCAAUAACACUAGUCUACCUUCUCAUACUUUGUUAGAUCAUUAUGACCUGUUGGGCUUAAAUGUUAAUAAAUUGAACGACUAUCAGAUACAAUUAGAAAAUCUGCUGAAUCAGUCCCAAUCUUCUUUUGCAUCUGAUCCAGCUCAAUUUGAUCUCUUUUAUCCCACUAAUAAUAAUAAUGAUGAUGAUGCAAAUGCGGCUAAUUCAGUCAUUACAACAACAAAUACUACAACUACAGAUAGUUCAUCACCUGAAGCGGAAACUAAACAAGAAGAACAUGAAGUGAAAGGCAUUACAAAUGUGUGGGAUAAAUUAUCAGAACACUCAAGAUUUAAUGAGAUUGAUAUGGAUGCUCUUUGUGAAGAAAUGUGCUCGAAGGCUAUUUUCAAAGACUCAGCUGAACAUGAUGAAGAAUUUGUAAAAUUAGUGCAUAAAUACUACCCUACUGAAUAAUUAUAAUAUAUGCAUAUACAUUUCAUUUACCUAUCAUACAUAGUUAGGCAAGUGAUACAUAUGGGCUUAAUCUUUCACCAAUUCGUGCUGCUUUCCAAAAUAAUCCAAGUACACUAACAAAAGGAAACAAUAAAUAUGAAUAUGAAUAUAUAUAAAAGAGGGGAAAUAAUAACUUACCCAGUUUUGUUUCUGUCUAAUAA
Molecule: messenger RNA, 1455 nt
Organism: Cokeromyces recurvatus
Lineage: Eukaryota; Fungi; Mucoromycota; Mucoromycetes; Mucorales; Mucoraceae
Exons: 4
Coding region: 29-1255 (408 amino acids)
Cellular component (GO): RNA polymerase II transcription regulator complex
Molecular function (GO): DNA-binding transcription activator activity, RNA polymerase II-specific; transcription cis-regulatory region binding
Source: RefSeq, a predicted model, not a curated record